Rhipicephalus microplus (southern cattle tick) is the source of this 1093-nucleotide messenger RNA. Its product is annotated as lysosomal alpha-mannosidase. NCBI's taxonomy places the organism in Eukaryota, Metazoa, Arthropoda, Arachnida, Ixodida, Ixodidae. The record is from RefSeq and is a predicted model, not a curated record. Gene Ontology annotation, biological process: mannose metabolic process. Gene Ontology annotation, molecular function: alpha-mannosidase activity; carbohydrate binding. Gene Ontology annotation, cellular component: lysosome.
CUCAUCAUGACCCUGCUCAACAUACCCGAGCGCCACAGUGCCACCAAGACCGAGCUCACCUUUCCCGUCGAGUUGCCGCCGCUGGGAUACUCGGCGUACCGCAUUCACGGCGCAAAAGAAAAAAGAAGAGAUGCAUUUCGCUUCAGCCUCCUUGGAAUUUCUGCUGCUGGAGCCCGAGCAGCGAUUCGUCGAAAACGAGCGCUACCGCCUCGAGCUGGACACCACCAGCGGCCUGGUGCGACGCGUGACUCUCCUCGGCCAGGAGAGCGGCGUUUCGCUGCGCCAGUCCUUCUACGCGUACAGCGUCGAGGCCAGGAGGCAGACGGCGGCCACCGCGGGCGGGGCGUACUCCUUCGACCCGGACACCAACAGGCCCCUGGAUCUGGGAAACAAGGUCACCUACCGGGUAGUGCAGGGUCCAUUUGUGACGGAGGUGCACCAGAUUUUCGACCAGUGGUUGUCGCAGGUGAUCCGUCUGUACAAGAACAGCCAAUUCAUUGAGUUCGAGUGGAUUGUCGGACCGCUGCCGAGCGGGGCAAGCACGGACGUGACGACGCGUUACGAGACGUCCUUGGACAACGACGGCGUCUUCUUCACCGAUUCCAACGGAAUGUUCUCCGUCAUGCGAAGAGUGAAUGACUCUCUCGAUCCCAAGUCAGUGGCAUCCAGCUACUAUCCGGUAGUUUCAUGGAUUUACAUUAAGAACCACGCCGAGGAGCUGCAGAUGACGGUGAUUCCGGACCGUCCUCAGGGUGGCACCAGCUUCGCCCAGGGCACCAUUGAGCUUAUGCUACACAGGCGGUAUUUCAUAGACGACGAUCUGGGCGUGGAGGAGCCUUUGAACGAUCGCGGAGUGAACGACGAGGGCAUCAUCGUCAAGGGACGGCACAGGCUGCACCUGGGAACACCCAAGGAGGCAGCUGACCUUAUGCGAAGAGCAGCGCUGCAAGAGGUGUACCGGCCCGUCUACAUGUUCUACCCUUCGCCUCUUCCGGCUAACGCCAGAAAGCAGGCGAGCGACUCUUCACGGCCUCAGCCAUUCCACUGCAGUCGUCGAUGUUCACUAUUCACUACACCGGGCGCAAAGACCUGA